Molecule: messenger RNA, 777 nt
Organism: Staurois parvus
Lineage: Eukaryota; Metazoa; Chordata; Amphibia; Anura; Ranidae
Source: the annotation of a GenBank genome assembly
AAUGUUGUGGAACGUGUUGCCAAUAUACCUCUAGUGAGCACAGCCUGCACAUUGGUCAGCGGAGUGUACACCUCUACCAAGGACAGUCACCCCUACAUCCGCAGCGUGUGCGAUGUUGCAGAGAUGGGAGCCAAGACCUUAACUGGGGUUGCAGUCACUGGAUCAAAGCCCAUCUUAAGCAGGCUGGAGCCACAAAUUGCAACAGCUAAUGAAUUGGCUUGCAAAGGUCUGGAUAAAUUGGAAUCAACUCUGCCUAUUCUCAAUCAACCAGCUGAGAAGGUGGUAUCGGAUGCAAAGUCUCUGGUGACAGGAGCUCGUGAUGUAGUUGUUGGUGCAGUUACAAGCACUGUGACAGGUGCUCGGGAUACUGUAACUGGUGCAGUAUCUGGUGCUAUGUCUGGUGUCAUGGGCCUGGCAACAGGAGCCAUCCAGGGCAGCAUUAAUGCCACUCGAUCUGCAGUGUCAACAGUGAUGGAGUCUCACGUGGGACAGUUUGUGACCAGCAAAGUAGAUACAGUGUUAUGGAAAACUGAGGAAUGGGUUGAUCAUUACCUUCCCCUGACAGAUGAGGAACUGUCUCAGCUUGCAUCCGCUGUAGAGGGGUUUGAGGUUGCACCAUUGCAGCAGCAGAGGGAGCAGCAGAGUUACUAUGUGCGCCAAAGCAGGAACAUCCACAGAUGGCGAAGAACAGGUAAUGGAUUGAGACCUGUGAUUUGUAUUGCUUUAUAUGAACAUGGUAAACUAAGUAGUCCUUCCAGGUACUGUGUGCAUCUGUAA